Rhinolophus ferrumequinum (greater horseshoe bat) is the source of this 4514-nucleotide messenger RNA. It is a transcript of the gene ANXA7, whose product is annotated as annexin A7. NCBI's taxonomy places the organism in Eukaryota, Metazoa, Chordata, Mammalia, Chiroptera, Rhinolophidae. Gene Ontology annotation, cellular component: cytoplasm. The record is from RefSeq and is a predicted model, not a curated record. Gene Ontology annotation, molecular function: calcium-dependent phospholipid binding; calcium ion binding. The transcript is spliced from 14 exons. Bases 135 to 1592 code for a protein of 485 amino acids.
GGGCGUUCCCCGCUGCGCUGGCGAUCUUAACGGGCUCGCGCGGAGGCCCCCGGGCCCCGCCCUCCCCGGGCCCGCCCCCGGCUCCAUCUUGCGGGCGACCGGGUUGGGUUGUGACGCUGCUCUCGGGAAUCAGAAUGUCGUACCCAGGCUAUCCCCCGACCGGCUACCCACCUUUCCCUGGAUAUCCUCCUGCAGGUCAGGAGUCAUCUUUUCCCCCUCCGGGUCAGUAUCCUUAUCCUAGUGGCUUCCCUCCAAUGGGAGGAGGUGCCUACCCACCAGGACCAAGUAGUGGCUACCCAGGACCUGGAGGCUACCCUGCCCCUGGAGGUUAUCCAGCCCCUGGAGGCUAUCCUGGUGCCCCACAGCCAGGGGCAGCUCCAUCCUACCCUGGAGGCCAAGGGUUUGGAGCCCCACCAGGGGGAGCAGGCUUUUCUGGCUAUCCACAGCCACCCUCACAGUCUUACGGAGGUGGCCCAGCACAGGUUGCAAUACCUGGUGGCUUUCCUGGAGGACAGAUGCCUUCUCAGUAUUCUGGAGGACAAGCUCCUUACGCUAGUCAGAUCAAUACAGAAUCUUUUCCUUCCUAUCCUGUUUUCUCUCCUGUUUCUUUGGAUUAUAGCAGUGAACCUGCCGCGAUGACUCAGGGAACUCAAGGAACAAUCCGACCAGCUGCCAACUUCGAUGCUAUGAGAGAUGCAGAAAUUCUUCGUAAAGCAAUGAAGGGUUUUGGGACAGACGAGCAGGCAAUUGUGGAUGUUGUGGCCAACCGUUCCAACGAUCAAAGGCAAAAAAUUAAAGCAGCUUUCAAGACCAUGUAUGGCAAGGAUUUAAUCAAAGAUCUCAAAUCAGAGUUAAGUGGAAAUAUGGAAGAAUUGAUCCUUGCCCUGUUCAUGCCAACUACAUAUUACGAUGCCUGGAGUUUACGGAACGCAAUGCAGGGAGUAGGAACUCAGGAACGUGUAUUGAUUGAAAUUUUAUGCACAAGAACUAAUCAGGAAAUCCAAGAAAUUGUCAGAUGUUAUCAAUCAGAAUUUGGACGAGACCUUGAAAAGGACAUUAGGUCAGAUACAUCCGGCCAUUUUGAACGUUUACUUGUAUCCAUGUGUCAGGGAAAUCGUGACGAGAACCAGAAUGUUAACCACCAGAUGGCUCAGGAAGAUGCUCAGCGCCUCUAUCAAGCUGGCGAGGGGAGACUGGGGACCGAUGAAUCUUGCUUUAACAUGAUUCUUGCCAUAAGAAGCUUUCCUCAGCUGAAAGCUACCAUGGAGGCUUAUUCCAGGAUGGCUAAUCGAGAUUUGUUAAGCAGUAUCAGCCGUGAGUUCUCCGGAAAUGUUGAAAGUGGUUUGAAGGCCAUUUUGCAGUGUGCCCUGAACCGCCCUGCCUUCUUUGCUGAGAGGCUCUACUAUUCUAUGAAAGGUGCCGGCACAGAUGACUCCACCCUGGUCAGGAUUGUGGUCACUCGCAGUGAGAUCGAUCUUGUACAAAUAAAACAGAUAUUCAGUCAGAUGUAUCAGAAGACCCUGAGCACAAUGAUUGCAAGUGACACGAGUGGAGAUUACCGAAGGCUUCUUCUGGCCAUCGUGGGCCAGUAGGAGAGAUUUUUUUUAAAUGAACAAAGCUUUUCAAAGCUUAUCCUUCAAAGCAGUGACUGACCUGCAUGCAGCAAUAUCAACCAUCACCUAACCAAAAGAGCUUUUUAUUAGGGACUGUGUCAGGGUAUUGUGCUUGGUUUGCACAUGUGGUUAUUGCCUUAAUUCCAAUGUUAUUUUUUUCCUCUAUAUACAAUCAAUGUAAAGCCAUAUCAUAAUGGUGUAGUAAUAAUGCAAUGUUUGUAAAGCAUAAUUUUCUCACUGCUCUUAUCCUAAUCAGGAUACCAAAUUGAAUAAAAAUCACAACAAUCUCUGUGUAAUAUUAUUGAAUUUUAAAAAAGGUUGCUGAAAACUCUGCCUUCGAAAGUCUUAGUAGGCCCAUUGGAUGGUUAUAGUUGGUGGUAUAUCAAAGCUAUAUUACUUAAAAAAAAAAAUUCAGCUCUUUUAACCUAGAAGAGUAAUUUACAUCUUAUGUUACAUAAAUUGGUAUUCUGUAUUCAUAAACACUAAUCUUCCCACAUAGAAAAUAGAUUAGUAUUGCCUAUAGCAACUUUGAAAAAAGGGAUUAGAUGUUUAUGUGCCUAACAUGCAUAGUCUACUUUUAUGUCUAUUAACACCCCCUAAAGAUCUUUAUUGGCCCUUGAUUUAUGAAAGACCUUAAAAUUAGGUGCAAUUUAUUCGUGACUCCAGAAAGUGAAGUUGGACACGUAAGAAGUGCUCAAUUAGUGAGCAGAUGAGGCUUAAAGCAUCUCCCUGGCAGAAUGAAUGCUAGCUCUUUUGAGAAGUAGUUCAGGAGCUCAAUGGUAUAGCAUGGUGAUUUAAAAACACAGGUUUCUUGACUAACUAUGGGGUACACCUGAAACUAAUAUAAUAUUGUAUGUUAGCUGUAUUUUAAUAAAAGUCUUUAAAAAAAAUACAGGUUUAUCCCCAGUACUGAGCAAACACUUAUUGAUUAUGUUGAGCAUUAUAAUAGGUAGUCAGGGAAAAUACAAAGGAAGGAAAUUUAUAAUCUAGUGGGGGUUCUAAACAAAAAAAUUAUAAUUGUUAGAUUAUAAAUUCUGUUGAGGAUAAGAACCCUAUUAGUUCUUUGUGCUGAGCUCCCUGGCACAAAGCAUGCAUAUAUAUAUAAUUUUCUUUUUAAUUAAAGUUUAUUGGGGUGACAAUUGUUAGUAAAGUUACACACAAAGCAGCUAUUUAAUAUAGAUUUGGUGAAUGUGCUGAAAACUGAGGGGAAGAAUAGUAAAUAUCAAGUAGAAUUCAAUGCACAUUUGUGUAAGUACCAAGGAGCAUACAGGUGGUGUAAGACACAACUUUACUCUUGAUAGACUUCUGUACAAUUGUAAUACGAGGCAAGAGCAAGAUACGUGGGUAGAAAGAUAAUGGGCUAAGAUAGAUGUAAUUACUUUAAAAAAUUUCAUUGAAAAAGUUCAGUUUUGAUCUAGUUUUUGAAAAAGUAUAUAACAGUGAUGGGAUUUGGUAAAGAUGAGAAAGGAGGGUAGGGUCUUAAAGAAAAGAUAUGAGCAAUAUAUUUUUAACCUUUUAAAAACUUGAGAUAUAAUUCAUAUACCAUUCACCCUUUUAAAGUGUACAAUUCAGUGGUUUUUUAGCAUAAUUAUGAAUUUGUACAGCUAUCAGCACAAUAAAUUUUUGAACAUUUCAUCACCCAAAAAGAAACCUUAUACCCAUUAGCAGUCAUUCCUCAUUCCCCCUCCUUCUGCCCAGGCCCUGGCAGUCACUAAUUUACUUUCUGUGUCUAUGGAUUUGACUAUUUUGGGCUUUUCAUUCGAAUGAAAUAUAACAUGCGGCCCUUUGUGUCUGGCUUGUUUCAAUUAGCAUACUGUUUUUAAGGUUCAUCUGUUGUAGCAUGAAUCGAUGCUUCAUUAUUUUUUAUGGCUGAAUAAGCCAUUGUAUGGAUAUACAUUUCAUUUGUUGACUAAUCAAUUGAUGGGCGUUUGGGUUGUUUUCAUCUUUUCAUUAUUAUGAAUAAUGUUGCUAUAAAUACUCAUGGAAAAACUUGUGUGUGGACACAUUUUCAAUUCUCUUUGCUAUGGCGCUAGGAAUUGCAGGAUCAUAUAAUAUCUUGAUGUUGAACUUUUUUGGGAUCUGCCAGACUGUUUUCCAAAGCAGUGACACCAUUUUGCAAUCCUACCAGCAGUGAGUGAGGUUUCUAAUUCCUCCUCAUCCUCACCAACACUAUCAUAUCUGUUUAAUUACAGCCAUGCUAAUAGAUGUGAAGGGGCAUCUCACUGUGGUUUUGACUUGCAUUUUCCUAAUGACUAAUGAGCUUAUUUUCUUGUGCCUAUUGACAUUUUGCAUAUCUUUUUUUUUGGAAAAAUGUCUAUUCAAAUACUUUGACCAUUUUUAAAUUGGGUUAUUUGUCUUUAUUGUUGAGUUGUGAGGGUUAUUUAUGUGUUUUGGAUAGUAGACCCUUAUCAGAUACGAUUUUGUUUUGUAUUCUUUUAUGAUAUGACCAGUCAUGUGGACCCCGAGAAGAUUCAUUUGAUGUGAUGUGAACCCUGAGAAGAAAUUUGUUUGCUCUGAUAGACUCCCCAUGGUCAACUGAGGGCCUAAAUUCUAUGAAUACUAAGAAUCCAGCCAUUUACUGAUAGGGACCCCUGUACUCUAUAUACCUGAAAGAACCUCAUACUGAAGCUCUGCUUCCCGCCCUAUGACCUGCCUGUUUACACAGUGUGAGUCAGACUGCAAGGAAACCUUGGUUUUGUUUUUUUUUAACCAAGGGAUGAGACCUGCCCCCUCCAAUCAAAACUAUUUGGAUAACUUAUUUACAUAAAAACCUGGGUGGGACCUUUUGCUAUAAAAGGCGGCCUCCCCUUUGUCUUGGAACACAAUUUAGGUUGCUACUUGAAUCUGUGUCUCCAGGCUGCAGCUCCUCCUUUUGCUCAAAUAAAUGCUUUUUAUUCUUAC